Molecule: messenger RNA, 2646 nt
Organism: Sphaeramia orbicularis (orbiculate cardinalfish)
Lineage: Eukaryota; Metazoa; Chordata; Actinopteri; Kurtiformes; Apogonidae
Gene: col13a1
Product: collagen, type XIII, alpha 1
Exons: 43
Coding region: 358-2562 (734 amino acids)
Biological process (GO): extracellular matrix organization
Molecular function (GO): extracellular matrix structural constituent conferring tensile strength
Source: RefSeq, a predicted model, not a curated record
GGCCCGCGGCAUCCGGAGCUGAGCAGAGCAGAGCACACAGCAGACCGGGAGGAGAGGGGCCGGCUCGGGUUUCGCAGACGCGCACUGACGGCGGAGCUGCGGCUGCGGGGAGCGCACAGGAAUAGAGUCCCGUUCCGUGAAUCAGCAACAUCACUCACUGACUGAUGUUCAGCAGCGCCAUGUGUGGCUGUCUACCGUCCAUCUAGAGUGGGAUCUGAGGGCGCAAAGUUUGGAGACUGAGCGGAAAAAGAAAGAAGAAGUUUCUGCAAAAGAGAGAAAGUUGUGCGCUCGUGCGGAUUUGAGUUCACCUGAUGACAACAAGGCUUUCCCAGAGGAGAUAACUGUAGGCUUUUAAAAAUGGAACAGAAUCACAAGUUUGGAGUUAGUGGGACACCGGGUCCGGAGCAGAGGACACCUGAAGCCUCCAAGGAGCCGCGGUGGAGGAACUGGAGAGAGGUGUCCGGGCUGACGCUUUGCAUCGCGUUGUGCGCACUGUGCGUUGGAGUUUGUAUCGUUGUUUUUGCGCGGACGUCGGAGCUGCAGUCCCGGAUUGGAAGUCUGGAGCAGCAGCAGCGGGACGCGCAGAUUUCCGCGUGGAUGUUGUCCCUGGAGCAGGUGGAGCCCCUGAUCAUGGGACGGCUGGACCAGAUUCUGGACGAGAAACUUGCAGCCCGAUUACCAAAGACCCGAGAGGCGAGAGAAGCUCCACACAACUGCCUCUGUCCUCCAGGCCCUCCAGGUCCUCCUGGACGAACAGGCUUUCCGGGUGACAAAGGAAGUAUGGGAAUACCUGGACGAAUGGGCUUAAAGGGACGAGCAGGGGAGAAGGGAGCACCAGGAGAGCCUGGUCUGUCCAUCAUCGGACCAAGAGGACCUCCUGGACAACCAGGGACAAGAGGAUUCCCAGGCUUUCCAGGUCCUAUUGGGUUGGAUGGCAAGCCUGGACAGAACGGACCCAAGGGAGACAUGGGUCAGCGUGGUCCUAAAGGACUUCCAGGAGAACCUGGACCUAAAGGAGAGAAGGGUGUCUGUGGAGACUACACGCACCGGGGGCUCUUUGUGCAGGAUCUGCCUCUGAAAACCCUGGCUGCCUUACGCUCCAGUCAGGCUCUGAUGUUAAAGCAGGGCGAGCCUGGAGCUCAGGGACCCCCAGGACCUCCAGGACCCCCUGGACCUCCAGGAACUGCAGGUCUGAAUGGAGCCAGUGGCCCACCGGGUAAACCAGGUGAACCUGGUAAACCAGGCAAAGACCCCAGGCUUUUACCAGGACUGAAGGGAGAACCAGGCGCUCCGGGACAAAAGGGUGAUCAAGGCCAGGUCGGUCUGCCAGGUCCUGAAGGCCCACAGGGUAUUAAAGGAGACCAGGGAGCCAAGGGAGAUGAAGGAAAGAGAGGUUUCCCAGGAGACAAGGGAGACAAGGGAGAACCCGGUUUCCCAGGAGCCCCUGGGCUAAAGGGCCAGGCUGGCGUCCCUGGUACCCCUGGUAUUCCUGGCAAACGGGGCUACAGGGGUGAGAAGGGAGAACCAAGUAUUUCAGGCCAGGGAAUGAAAGGAGAACCAGGUUCUCCAGGACUGCCAGGGCUGAUCGGAGCUAAGGGCGAUAAAGGAGACACUGGGGACAAGGGGGAAGCAGGUCCUGAAGGCCCGGCUGGACCAAGAGGUCCUCCAGGUCCAACUGGGGAACCAGGAAAGUCUGAAAUCCUCAACAAUGAAAAUGACAUCCGGAACAUACCGCUGAUGGGUCCUCCUGGAUUACCUGGACCUCCAGGGCCCCCAGGAUCUGCUGGUGCUAAGGGUGAAGUUGGUCUCCCAGGUCCUCCAGGAUUGGACGGAGAAAAGGGACCCAGAGGAAAGCCUGGAGAAACCGGUCCUGCAGGCCCAGCUGGUCCUGAAGGUCCCAGAGGGGAGGGCGGAGUCAUGGGCUUCCCAGGACCCAAGGGAGACAAGGGAGACAUGGGUCCAUCUGGAUCACCUGGUUUAGAUGGCCCUACGGGUGAAAAGGGGGCCACAGGGGCCCCUGGCCCUAUUGGAUUACCUGGCACAAUGGGUCCUAAAGGCGAGCCUGGGGAGGGAGGACAGUCAGAGAUGAUCUACGGCCCUCCUGGCCCACCAGGACCCCCAGGACCGGUUGGCCCUGCAGGAUCUCAAGGAGUAUCGGGGCCAAAGGGUGAGCCUGGCAUCGGGAUCAGAGGAGAAAAAGGUGCAACAGGACAGAAGGGUGACAAAGGAGACAGAGGACACCUGGGACUCCCUGGGGCUCAUGGGUUAGACGGCAGACCAGGUCCAGUGGGUCUAAUAGGACCAGCAGGUGUACCAGGACCAGCAGGACCAAAGGGGGAGAGAGGUGAAAAAGGAGAUGCAGGAUUACCAGGACCAACUGGGCCUCAAGGCAUCCCUGGUUUAGUAGGACCACAAGGACUCAAAGGGAACCGGGGAGAGAGGGGCAAGAAAGGCAACAGGGGGGCCAAAGGGGAUAAGGGAGACCAAGGAGCACCUGGAUUAGAUGCCCCCUGUCCGUUGGGAGACGACGGCUUACCCGUACCUGGAUGUUGGAAUAAAUGACGAUAACUUUGGAAUGGCUUGUGUGAUUGUAUAUAGGAUAUUUAUUUUUUUACUUUUUCCCUAUUCGGUUAUACACAAAAAAAA